AUGACGAAACUGUCCCCCUCUGGAACUCCCGAGAAGGAGGGAAAGAGAGACGUGGUAGAAGACGUUGUAGUUUCAUCACCUAAGAGGUUGAAGCUAGACAGUGAUGCUGCAAGCGACAAGCCGGAAGAAGAAAAGGCGCCCACUAAGAAGCAGCUUGAAAAGAUCGAACGCCAGAAGCAACGAGAACUUGAAAAAGUAGAAAGAGAUCGAAAAAAGGAAGAGGAAAGAAUCAAGAAGGAGGAAGAUAGACGAUUAAGGGAGGAAGAGAGGAAAAAGAAGCUAGAGGAGAAGGAAUUGGAGAAGGAAUCGAGGCGGAAGAAGUUGGAAGAGGAAAAGAUCGAAAGAGACAGGAAGAAGGAGGAGGAGAGGCUAAAAAAAUUAGCUGAAAGAGAAGAAAAGGAGAAGAUCAGGUUGGAGAAGAAGCUAAAGUUGGAAGAAGAGAAGCGCAAGGCUGAUGAAGAGAAAAGGAAGGCAGAGGAAGCUAAGAAGAGGGCCGAAGAAGCCAAAGAAAGGAGUCAAAUGAAGAUAUCGUCCUUCUUCACGCCAAAGAAACGCGUUCUGAGCGAGGAAUCAGAGCCAUUGACCAACUCAAUUGGGAAUGACAAUAGCGAUACACCGCUGACGGGUGCCACUUCAACAGCAUCAUCAACAUCUUCUUCAACUGCAUCUACAAAUGCCACUUCCACAAGCACUUCACCCUCUAAAUCGAACAAUAGAAGCUCACCCUCCAAAAACUCACAUAUUUGCACAUAUGACAGAGUAUUCUUGCCGUUUUUCCAAAAGAAGAACGUUACUAUGCCCAAACUGAGUACACUUUCCAAGGAAGAUCUCGCCAUUGCGAAGGACAGCUUUGAUUCCAUAAUAUCCAUAAAACGUGAGGAAAACCAACACUCCUACGAAAAUUUCAUGAAGAAUUGUACAUUUAAGAUACAAUCGAAGACGUCAAACAGCUCCGUGGAAACAACCAAAUCUGAGAUGCUGACUGAAAAGAUAAUGGCAGCAUUGAAUUCCAACGAUGCCACAGAGAAUGAGAUAUAUGACAUGAUUGAGAGGAUCCCACCUAUUAAAUAUUUGCAGUUUUACGAGAACUCGAAACCCCCAUAUAUAGGAACGUGGUGCUCCGAAGAGCAUCUUAAGAUCAAGUUCCCUGCCAAUGAUCCUUUCUUUAAGAUUCCAGCGGGCGUAGACUAUGAUUACGACUCUGAUUUUGACUGGAAUGAGGAAGAAGAUGGCGAAGAAGGUGAAGGGGAGGACAUAGACAAUGAUGAAGAUGACGAAGAAGAAGAAGAUGUAAUGGACGAGGAAGAAGAAGAUUUCGAAGACUUUGUGGACUCCAAUGGAGAAGGGCAGAAGAAGAAGAAACGAUUUGUGGGACCUUUAAUUUCAUUGAGUAUAUGGAAUGAUGGGAACGACAAUGACUUCUUUGAGACAAUGAAGUAUGAACCAGUGAACGAAAAGAUACAAUUCCCCAUAAACCCAACGUUUGGGUAUUGGUCAAGGAAGAAAGUAGAAAAAGAUGAAGACAGAGAGGAAAGUAAAGCGGUUGAUCUGAAUAAUGUUAAGGUAGCAACACAACAACAAUCUGAAGAAAAACCACUGCUUCCAAUGCUGCUGCUGGUCGGUGCUGCUGUUUCUGCUACUGCUGCUGCCCAUACUACAAUUACCGAUAUUAUUGGGUCAAAUUCCGCUCCAAAUGUUUUAGUUGCUCAAAAACCAAAGAUCAAAGACAGCAAGGCCAUAUUUGAGCUAUUAAAGUUUGUUGAAGAAAACAACGACUUCACCAUUGGAACUUUGGUCGAACUUUCCCACAAGAAAUUCAAAUCUUUCACCAAGGCAUUGAUCAAGCAUACCAUAAAAGAUAUCGCAACCUACAACAAGAAAACUGGUAAUUGGGAAGUGAACCAGGAAAUAAAGGAAAAGCUUAGUCAAGGAGUCAACGCCUGA
Messenger RNA from Dujonia railenensis, 1944 nucleotides. Lineage: Eukaryota; Fungi; Ascomycota; Pichiomycetes; Serinales; Debaryomycetaceae. The record is from the annotation of a GenBank genome assembly.